GCAUUAUACAUUACAGUUGAUUUUCUCCAUUUUGUGAUAUUCAGUAAAAAAGGUUAAAGGGAUAUUGGGAUUGAAUUUAAAUUAUUAUCUUAUACAAUAGUACUUUUAACAUGCUUAUCAUAUUCAACAUAUUGCAUUUUACUUCUUGUAGAGCCAUGCUGAUGUUAUCAUUUGGAUGACAUCUGUGCCCAUCAAUUCCCGGCUGUUUCAAACAAAAUUCCAGUCAUGCUGUAAAUCAUACAAAGCAGCUGCAAAAUGAGGAAAUGUCAGAAAGCAUUACAAAUGCUAAUGUCACAGAAUGCCAAUGUCAAUUCCAAGGUCAAAGACGAAGAUGUGAAAGAACAUUUCUGGAGUUUCUACAACAGUGGGAGUCUGUCUGACAUUGUGUUGGAUCUGGUGAUAUCAGAUGAGAUCGAGGGAGCUGAAGAUGGAGAUGAGCUGGUGGUCAGGACGAUGGUGCUGAAGGAAGACUUCACAGCAUGGAGGGACUUCUUCCAUACAGAUGAAACCGCAGACACACUGCCUGAACCAAAUGCUGCCAUCCAACAGACCAUGGCCAGACCCACUACUGAUCGUUCCACCAUCCAACCAACUGACAGAGCCACCAAUGCCAAAUCACACACAGACUCAACUACAGCACAUCAAGGCCACCUGUACCCAGACUUAUGGAUAGCAGCACAACAGGGUCACCUCCCUACAGUAGAGAUGCUCCUCAGUAAGGGUGCAGAUGUCAACAUGACAGACAGGCAUGGCAGGACUCCACUGUGGAUAGCAGCACAGGAAGACCACCUCCCUACAGUAGAGAUGCUCCUCAGUAAGGGUGCAGAUGUCAACAUGACAGACAGGCAUGGCAGGACUCCACUGUGGAUAGCAGCACAGCAGGGCCACCUCCCUACAGUAGAGAUGCUCCUCAGUAAGGGUGCAGAUGUCAACAUGACAGACAGGCAUGGCAGGACUCCACUGUGGAUAGCAGCACAGGAAGACCACCUCCCUACAGUAGAGAUGCUCCUCAGUAAGGGUGCAGAUAUCAACAUGGCAGACAGGGAUGGCAGGACUCCACUGUGGAUGGCAGCACAGAAAGACCACCUCCCUACAGUAGAGAUGCUCCUCAGCAAGGGUGCAGAUGUAAACAUGGCAGACAAGGUUGGCCAGACUCCACUAUGGAUAGCAGCACAUUGGGGCCACCACCCUACAGUAGAGAUGCUCCUCAGUAUGGGGGCAGAUGUAAACAAGGCAGACACAAAUGGCAGUACUCCACUGUGGAUAGCUGCACAGGAGGGCAACCUCUCUACAGUAGAGAUGUUCCUCAGUAAGGGUGCAGAUGUCAACGCGGCAGACAAUAACGGCCAGACUCUACUGUGGAAAGCAGCACAGAAGGCCCACCUCCCUACAGUAGAGAUGCUCCUCACUAAAGGUGCAGAUGUCAACAUGGCAGACAAAGAUGGAAGGACUCCACUGUGGAUAGCAGUACAGAAGAGCCACCUACAUGUAUCUACAGUAGAGAUGCUCCUCAGUAAGGGUGCAGAUGUCAACAUGGCAGACAAAGAGGGCAGGACUCCACUGUGGAUAACAUUAAAGAAGGGCCACCUCCCUACAAUGGAGACCCUCAUCAGUAAGGGUGCAGACGUCAACAUGGCAGGCAAGGAUGGCAGAACUCCAUUGAUAGUAGCACUGCAGUGGGGUCUCCUCUCUACAGUAGAGAUGCUCCUCAGUAAGGGUGCAGAUGUCAACAAGGCAGACAAGGAUGGUCAGACUCCACUGAUAGUAGCACUUCAGCAGUUCCUCCUCCCUAGCUUUUUAGUAGAGAUGCUCAUCAGUAAGGGUGCAGAUGUCAACAUGGCAGACAAAAAUGGCAGGACUCAACUGUGGAUAGCAGCACAGAAGGGCCACCUCCCUAUAGUAGAGAUGCUUCUCAGUAAUGGUGCAGAUGUCAAGAUAGCAGACAAAUAUGGUCAAACUCCACUUUGGUCAGCAGCAGAGCAGGGUCACCUCUCCACAGUAGAGAUGCUCCUCAGCAAGGGUGCAAAUGUCAAUAUGGCAGACAAGAAUUGCAGAACUCCACUGUUAGUUGCAUUACAGCGGGAACACCUCUCUACAGUAGAGAUGCUGCUCAGUAAUGGUGCAGAUGUCAACAUGGCAGACAUGGAUGGCAGGACUCCACUGUGGAUAGCAGGACAGUGCAACCAUCUACCUAUAGUAGAGCAGCUUCUCAGAAAGGGUGCAGAUGUCAACAUGGCAGACAGGUAUGCUCGGACUCCUUUGUGGACAGCAGCACGGAAUGGAAACCUUCCUUCAGUGGAGAUGCUCCUCAGUAACGGUGCGGAAGUUAACAUGGCAGACAAAUAUGGUCAAACUCCACUUUGGUCAGCAGCACAGCAGGGCCACCUCUCUACAGUAGAGAUGCUCCUCAGUAAGGGUGCAGAUGUCAACAUGGCAGACAAGGAUGACAGAAGUCCAACAGAUGUAGCAAAGUAUGAGGGUCACUCCGCUGUUGAAGAGAUACUCAAGAAGCAUGCAAUCAAGCCUAAAUAAUACAUUGUAUUAUAUCCUCUAUUUGCAUGUAAAUGCAGCAUUAAAUCAAGCAUCAAAGUUAGAGCUUCAGACUGUGGUAAUUACUUUUACUUGCCAUAUUUGUAAAGAUGUUCCUGAUGAUGUCCUUAUGGUCCAAUACCCAGGCAUUGUCAGACCUGAACAGAAAUGGUCUUGUGCACAUGCUGCCUUCUAUGCUGUGAUGAUUUACAGUUCUUAAGUUCUGUAAAACAGGCUAAUUUAGUGUCAAGCUUCUGAAUGCAUUGUGAUUAAGGUGAACAACAAAUCCUGUAUUUUGAAUGUAAACAUCAUGAUAGGCACAUGUACUAAGUAGCAGUUUUUACAUACUUGAGGUGAUUUUAGCAUGCACAUUUAUUGUUUCAGCAUGUAUUGUACUAAAAUCUGCAUUAAAAAGUAUUAUUGUACAUCUGUAAUUUAGCCCAAGGGCUACAAUGAUGUGAAGUAAACUCUGGAAUAGUUACAUCAGGUUGCUAUGUCACUGAAUAAAGAGACUCUUUCACAACUAUCCCUUUAUUUCUACUGACGUUUCAGUUAUCUUCUGUCACCUUCGUCCUGAGUCUGAGACCUGAGGAAUGAGACAGACAAUUACCAAAAUGUCAGUGAAAAUAAAGCAAUGCUCGUGGAAAAAAGUCUCUUUAUUCAAUUAUUGGGUGUAAAAUGUGAAGUAAAAUGUUUCAUCAAUUUACAUAUAUUCAAAGCUGUGUCACAUAAAUUAGGUAAUCAUCAUCAUUGUCAUAAGCAGGAUGCAGAGAUUAUGCAGUAAAGUGACUGUCCAUAAGAGUGGGUUCACACAUGCGUAUAUAUUGAAGUCUGUAUGAGGUCCGUUUGGAAGUCAUAGCCUCUACCAGGCUCCACAGGAAAAAUAGUAGACA
Branchiostoma floridae (Florida lancelet) is the source of this 3422-nucleotide messenger RNA. RefSeq names its product ankyrin repeat domain-containing protein 50-like. Gene Ontology annotation, cellular component: cytoplasm; nucleus. Gene Ontology annotation, biological process: regulation of barbed-end actin filament capping. Gene Ontology annotation, molecular function: protein binding. NCBI's taxonomy places the organism in Eukaryota, Metazoa, Chordata, Leptocardii, Amphioxiformes, Branchiostomatidae. The transcript has 4 exons. The coding region runs from base 256 to 2532 and encodes 758 amino acids. The record is from RefSeq and is a predicted model, not a curated record.